GGGACAAAGUUAUAGACUUAACAGGUGAACCCACAUUUCGAACGGAAGGUGGUUCGACCAAAGGUUCAGACUUUUCAUGGAUGACUUAAACGAAGGCAAAGGAAGAAUUUAUUUCUUCUUCUUCUGCGUUAUGAUUGCCAUUGCUUUGGCAGCGGAUGACGUCAUCAAUGCUGCCACUGACAGGAGAGACCGUAACAGUAAAUACAUGCAAGACAGCGCUAUAUGGCAAAGUGUCCCCAACGGAGCAGACAAAAAUACAUCUGUCCCAGAGGCAGAACGUCUAAAAAAGCUACUAAGUAUAUUCACUGUGGUGGUGUUCGCUAACGUGGAAUGCUCGAUUGGGAGGAAGUAUGGAUUCUGCGUGACGCACAGGCAGUGUAGAGACUACGGUGGAACGCGCAUUGGAACCUGCGCGCUGGGAUUCGGAACCUGUUGCUACAAAGCUCUCAGAAGUUGCGGCGGAAGUACCUCCAUGAACAUCACCCACCUGCAAAACCCAGACUUCCCCGCCUCGACCUCCGAAUCUCCUCCCCAGACCUGUGUCUACAACAUCACGAGAUCACCGUCGUCCUGUCAACUUCGGCUCGACUUUUACGACUUUCAGCUGACGCAGCCCGACGCUACGGCAGCAUCCAUUAACCAAGGGAAAUGUCUCAAAGAUAAAUUCACGGUCGUCUCAGGUACCUCGACCACUACGCUAACGUACCUGUGUGGAAGUAUGCCAGCGGAAUGGCACUAUUACCUAGACGUCGAAGACGCAAGUAAUCCAACGCAGCUCCAGAUCUCUCUGGCAUCAGGCAUCUCUUUUCAGAGAAGGUGGAAUAUUAAGGUCACCAUGGUCGACUGUGCUAGGCACAUUCCCAGAGGAUGUGGCCAAUACUUCACGGGAACGUCGGGAACCAUCUACUCCUUCAAUUGGAAAAGUGGCAUGUAUCUCCACGGCAUGAAUUACGCCAUCUGUUUCAGGAGAGAGAAGGACUACUGUGGGUACAACGUGGUUGAUUCAGGACCGUCCUGGAUCGUGUGUCCAGAUAUCCUGAAGAUUCCUUCCACCGAUGCCACUACGUCAGGUUUCUACAGGCACUGCCUCACCACUACUAGUUCCGCCACUAACAGAUAUCCUAGCAGCAUAACCAGCAAAUACAACGCCCCCUGGUUCAUGUACCACUACACUUUGCAAGACAACCCAAAUCGCGCAGCUUCGUCAGGUCAGGGUCCUGGAACCUCGCCUGGAUUUGCGUUCGUAUGGAAGGCUGCACCUUGCUGAAUAAAUGAGUAAUUGACUGAGAAAGAGAAAAAUAUUCUAUGGAAGCUAGAAUCUCCG
This is a messenger RNA of Macrobrachium nipponense, 1324 nucleotides long. RefSeq lists its product as uncharacterized. The record is from RefSeq and is a predicted model, not a curated record. Bases 77 to 1267 code for a protein of 396 amino acids. Lineage: Eukaryota; Metazoa; Arthropoda; Malacostraca; Decapoda; Palaemonidae. The transcript is spliced from 8 exons.